GGAAGUGGUCCCACCGUGAACGAACAGUCACCAUAUCGCUAAGGCAAGGGUGACAAGCAGUGAGGAUUUCCAACUAAUGCUUUCAAUUGUAUUUUUUGGACAAAAAACCCAAUAGAAAAACACAGCAGGGCUGAAGGAUCCAGUCACAGUUCCUGCCACUUCCUAUUUGUACAGAGGUCUUUUUCCCGUUUAGAUGUGGGGAAGCACCAGCUGUUAAAUGACAGUAUUGUAUCAUGAAGCCCAGAUUAAGCUUGUGUUUAUCCAGAAAGCCUCAAUCACUACCUUGAACUUGUGGUAGGAAGUGGAGAAUGAAAUGAGAUAAAUUGAGCUACUGGAGGAGCCCAGCCCCUUACCUCCAACUCUUUGAAGAAUGGCAGGCUUACAGCUCGUUACCCCUGCUACUUCACCCAUGGGGCCUUUCUUUGGUCUGCCAUGGCAGCAGGAGGCCAUACAUGAUAACAUCUACACACCUAGGAAAUAUCAGGUAGAACUUCUGGAAGCAGCUCUUGAACAUAAUACUAUUGUCUGCUUGAAUUCUGGCUCAGGGAAGACCUUUAUUGCAGUACUUCUAACAAAAGAGCUCUCCCACCAAAUCCGUGGAAGUUAUCUAGGAAAUGCUAAGAGGACUGUUUUUCUGGUGAACACAGCUUCAACUGCAAUUCAGCAAGCGGCUGCUAUUAGGACUCACUCUGACCUCCAGGUGGGAGAGUACUCUGAUUUGGGGGAAACAUCAGCAUGGACUGACCAACAGUGGAGUCAAGAAAUUACUGAGAAUCAGGUGCUGGUUAUGACUUGCCACAUAUUUCUGCAUGUUCUGAGGAACAAAAUCUUAUUAUUGUCUAAAAUCAACUUGGUGGUUUUUGAUGACUGUCACCUGGCCAUCACAAACCAUCCCUACUGUGAGAUCAUGAAGCUGUUUGAAGGCUGCUCGUGCACUCCUCGUGUCCUGGGGCUCACCGCUUCUAUUUUAAAUGGAAAAUGUGAACCCUCAGAGUUGGAGCGGAAGAUUUUGAAUCUGGAGAGGAUCCUGAAGAGCAACGCUGAAACUGCCACAGACCUUGUGGUCCUGGACAGAUAUGCCUCUCAGCCAAGAGAGGUAGUGCUGGACUGUGGACCCUAUGUGGAUAAGAGUGGUCUUUCCUCCCAACUGCAGCUGGAGCUGGAUGAAGCUCUCCACUUUCUAAAUGACUGCAACAUACCCGUCACCAGAGAGGACCGAGAUCCUGCAUUCAUCUCCAAACAGAUCCUGAGUGACUGCCGGGCUGUGCUUCUGGUGCUGGGGCCCUGGUGUGCAGACAAGGCAGCGGGUAUCAUGGUGCGGGAGCUUCAGAAGUAUAUUAAACAUGAGCAGGAAGAGCUCAACCGUAAGUUCCUGCUCUUCACCGACACCACUCUGCGCAAAGUGCACGCCCUCUGUGAGGAGCACUUCUCCCCUGCCGCACUGGACCUCAAGUUUGUCACCCCGAAGGUUCUCCGGCUGCUCGAGAUCCUGCACGAAUACAAGCCAUUUGAGCGGCAGCAGUUUGAAAGCGUAGAGUGGUACAACAACCGUAACCAGGACAACUAUGUGUCCUGGAGUGACUCGGAGGAUGAAGAUGAAGAUGAGGAGGUGGAGUCCAAAGAGAGACCUGAAGCCAACUUUCCCUCACCUUUCACCAACAUCCUGUGUGGCAUCAUCUUUGUGGAGAGGCGUUACACAGCUGUUGUCCUCAAUCGUCUUAUUAAAGAGGCAGGAAAGCAGGACCCAGAACUGGCUUACAUCAGCAGCAACUUCAUCACCGGCCACAGCAUCAGCAAAAACCAGCCACGGAACAAACAGAUGGAAGUGGAAUUUAGGAAACAAGAAGAGGUUCUUCGCAAAUUUCGGGCUCAUGAAACCAACCUCCUCAUUGCCACAAGCAUUGUGGAGGAAGGUGUGGAUAUUCCAAAGUGUAACUUGGUAGUGCGUUUUGACCUGCCCACAGAGUACAGGUCCUAUGUCCAGUCCAAAGGCAGAGCUCGGGCACCGGUCUCCAACUAUAUCAUGCUGGCUGACACCGAGAGGACCCAAGCCUUCAAGGAAGAUCUCACCACAUACAAGGCCAUAGAGAAGAUCCUGAGGAACAAAUGUUCCAAGUCAGUGGAGGUGAGUGAGUUUGAAGUGGAGCAGGUGCUGGAUGAUGACAACAUUCUUCCACCCUAUGUACUUCGAUCUGAGGAUGGCGGUCCUCGAGUCACCAUUAACACAGCCAUUGGACACAUUAACAGGUAUUGUGCUCGGCUGCCCAGUGACCCAUUUACCCACUUGGCACCCAAAUGUAAAACUAAGGAGAUUAAGUCUGGAUGCUUCCAGUCUACACUCUACUUGCCCAUCAACUCCCCUCUGCGAGUUCCUGUUAAGGGUCCGACAAUGACCUGCGCCAGACUGGCAGAGAAAGCUGUUGCACUACUUUGCUGCGAGAAACUCCACAAAUCAGGUGAGCUGGAUGAUCACCUGAUGCCAGUGGGGAAAGAGACCGUCAAGUAUGAGGAGGAACUGGACCUUCAUGAUGAAGAGGAGACCAGCGUUCCAGGACGCCCUGGUUCUACCAAGAGGAGGCAGUGUUAUCCAAAAGCUAUACCUGAGUGUCUGAGGGACAGUUAUGCCAUAUUAGGGCAUACAUACUAUCUGUAUGUGAUUGGCAUGGUCCUCACCACGCCACUCCCAGAUGAACUGAAUUUCCGCAGGAGGAAGCUCUACCCACCGGAGGACACCACCAGGUGCUUCGGUAUCCUGACUGCCAAACCCAUACCUCGAAUCCCCUAUUUCCCUGUGUACACUCGCUCGGGUGAGGUGACGAUCUCCAUUGAGCUUCAAAAGUCUGGGUUCACACUCACCACCACCCAGCUGGACCUCAUCACCCGCCUGCACCAGUACAUCUUUUCCCACAUCCUCCGCCUGGAGAAACCUGCACUGGAGUUCAAGCCCACGCUGGCUGACUCGGCUUAUUGUGUUCUACCUCUGAAUGUUGUUGGGGACUCCGACACUCUUGAUAUGGAUUUUAAGUUCAUGGAGGAUAUAGAGAAGUCUGAGGCCCGCACUGGCAUUCCUACCACUCAGUACACCAAGCAGAACCCCUUCACCUUCAAGUUGGAGGACUAUCAGGAUGCCGUCAUCAUUCCAAGGUACCGUAACUUCGACCAGCCUCAUCGCUUCUAUGUGGCCGAUGUGUACACAGACCUUACGCCUCUCAGCAAGUUUCCUUCACCCGAAUAUGAGACAUUUGCUGAAUAUUACAAAACCAAGUACAACCUGGACCUGUCCAACCUGAACCAGCCACUACUGGAUGUAGAUCACACCUCCUCCAGACUGAACCUGUUGACCCCUCGCCACCUGAACCAGAAGGGCAAAGCCCUACCGCUGAGCAGUGCAGAGAAGAGGAAGGCCAAGUGGGAGAGUCUGCAGAACAAACAGAUCCUGGUUCCAGAGCUGUGUGCCAUCCACCCCAUCCCUGCCUCCCUGUGGAGGAAGGCAGUGUGUCUGCCCAGCAUCCUCUACCGCCUCCACUGCCUCCUGACUGCUGAGGAGCUGAGAGCCCAGACAGCCAGUGAAGCUGGAGUGGGAGCUCAAACCCUCCCUCCUGAAUUCAGGUAUCCAAACCUGGACUUCGGCUGGAAGAGAUCUAUUGACAGUAAGACAUUCAUCUCCUGUCCUGAGUCCUGUAAUGAGGAUAGUGAGGAUAAUGAGGGUCACUGCACACACCAGACUACAACCCCUGACACCAGUAACCUAACACAACUCGGCAGUCCCCACUCUUCUGUACCUGAGCAUGGACCUGGUGAUGCCACCUGCACCAGAAAACUCACUAAUGGCACUGCCCCCGUCGCAGACUGUGAAGAAGGCAGCCAUAAAGACGAGCACCUUCACCAACACGAUAAUUGCCAACGCUCCCAGCCCAAGUUACCUGCGCUGGAGAGCCCCCAAUCAAUGCAAACCACUACCUCAAUUCCUGUACAGCCCUCAGACAGCUUGAAUAAGCCCAGCUCCAGUCCUCCACCGCCUAGUGACACAUGCACACCAGAGAGGACCUCAAUCCACACAAAUAAAGCUACCUCAGUCUGCAGCAAGGCAGCCACAGGUUCCCAUGCUCCCACAGCACCUUCCACUGACCCUGCCCCCCAGCACAAAGCCCAGACAGGGGACUCCUCCAAAAGUCUGGGACCCAACCCAGGCCUAAUCUUGCAGGCCUUGACCCUAUCAAAUGCAAGUGACGGCUUCAAUCUGGAACGACUGGAGAUGCUUGGCGAUUCCUUUCUUAAGCACGCGAUCACCACAUACCUGUUCUGUACCUACCCUGACGCUCAUGAGGGACGACUCAGCUAUAUGCGCAGCAAGAAGGUGAGCAACUGUAACCUGUAUCGUCUGGGGAAGAAGAAAGGCCUCCCAAGCAGGAUGGUGGUGUCCAUCUUUGAUCCCCCUGUUAACUGGCUGCCUCCUGGUUAUGUGGUCAACCAGGACAAAAGCUCUGACAAACCGGAUUCAUCGGACAAAGAAGAGCUUUUGGCCAAUGGGCAGUCGGACAACGUCUAUGACGAGGAUGAUGAGGAGGGAGAGGAGGUAGACGAGGACGGUGAUGUGAUGCUCAAGGAUGAGCCAAAAGAUGACGUCAACAUGGAAGACGAUCUGGAAUACUACAAGGAGCACAUUAAAUUCAUCGAUAACAUGUUGUUGGGAUCUGGCGCCUUUGCUAAGAAGAUCUCUUUGAAUGCUUUCCCUCCCUCUCCCACUCCGGCCUCGUGUUCCUCACCCUCUAUGGAGUCUCCAUACGAGUGGAAGGCCCCCAAGAAGCCCCUCCAUCCCACCUCAGCCCACUUCCCCUCAGAGCCAGCAUCCAGUGGGCCAUCAGUGGAGGAGUUUGACUACAGCUCGUGGGAUGCCAUGUGCUACCUGGACCCCAGCAAGGCUGGAGAGGAGGAUGACUUUGUGGUGGGGUUCUGGAAUCCAUCGGAGGAGAACUGUGGAGUUGAGCUCGGCAAGCAGUCGAUCUCCUAUGACCUGCACACAGAGCAGUGCAUUGCAGACAAAAGCAUUGCUGACUGUGUGGAGGCUUUGCUUGGUUGCUACCUGACCAGCUGUGGAGAGAGAGCAGCCCAAAUGUUCCUUUGCUCAUUGGGCCUCAAGGUGUUACCAGUGGAGAAAGGGGCCCUAAUCAGAGCUCUGGUACAGAACUGUCUGACCAUAGCCACUGAUCUUUGCUAUGGCUGGUUAAAGAUUCCACCCCGUUGCAUGCUAGCCCAUCCAGACGCAGAGCGGACUCUCAACCACCUCAUUUCUGGCUUCGAGAACUUUGAAAGAAAGAUCAACUACACCUUUCAGAACAAGGCUUACCUUCUGCAAGCCUUCACCCAUGCUUCCUACCAUUACAACACAAUCACAGAUUGUUACCAGCGGCUGGAGUUCCUUGGUGAUGCAAUUCUUGACUACCUCAUAACAAAGCACCUUUAUGAAGACCCACGGCAGCACUCUCCUGGUGUACUGACCGAUCUGCGCUCCGCACUCGUCAACAACACCAUCUUUGCCUCUCUGGCUGUCAAAUAUGACUACCACAAGUACUUCAAGGCCAUCUCACCUGAGCUUUUCCGUGUCAUUGAUGACUUUGUGCAGUUUCAGCUGGAGAAGGAUGAGAUGCAAGGCAUGGACUCUGAGCUGCGGCGCUCUGAGGAAGAUGAGGAGAAGGAGGAGGACAUAGAGGUUCCUAAGGCCAUGGGUGAUAUCUUUGAGUCGCUGGCUGGAGCAGUUUACAUGGACAGCAAGAUGUCACUGGAGACAGUGUGGCAAGUGUACUAUCCAAUGAUGAGGCCACUUAUAGAGAAAUUCUCUGCCAACGUGCCACGCUCUCCUGUGAGAGAGCUGCUCGAGAUGGAACCAGAAACUGCCAAGUUCAGCCCUGCAGAGAGAACCUAUGAUGGGAAGGUGCGGGUAACGGUGGAGGUCGUUGGUAAGGGCAAGUUUAAAGGAGUUGGUCGCAGCUACCGGAUCGCCAAGUCUGCAGCGGCACGCCGAGCUCUGCGCAGCCUCAAAGCCAAUCAACCUCAGGUCCAAAACAACUGAGCUCCUCCUCCGAGCUCUCAGCAUUAGCACCUAAGCUAUUGAUGCUUCAGAAGAAAAAGAAAUGUUGUAGGCUUCCUUACAAGAUGUCAAUGCUAGCUCCUGUAUCUCCGGCCUGCUAUGGCACAACCCAAGACAACCAGGAUUAUGGUUUGAAGAUGCAACGAAAGAAGCAACUGAUCUCACAGUGAAUUUCACAUUGGAUCUUUUUACCCCCCCCACUUCACCUUUCUUCUUUUUCUUUUGCGCAAACACAAUCUUUCCUUUCCCUAUGUGUUUUGUUUAAUCACAUGAGUGCUUUAUUAACAUUUAGCUAAGUGGGUUAUUUUUUUUUUUAAAAGGUCAGGUCGCAGUAUCCUAUUCCUCAUUUGUUUUUUUUUAAAGAAAAAAAAACUCUCUGCAAGGUGAGGAGGCUUAAGCUUAUUGUGUAGUAUUAGAUUGUACAUAGUUAAAUCAAAGGUGUAAAUUAAAGUAUGUAGAAGAAUAAAAGAAAAAAAACAAACAAACAAAAAAAACUCUAAACUCCACAGCCUGUGCACUAGUGCCAGUCCGUUUGAUGGCGGUUUUUGAAAACGCUAAUAGCAGACAUGGCUAACAGAUACCACUGGAACACAACGCUGGUGGCCCUUCUGUCUGAAAUCUGUCUUGAAAUGGUAUUCUUACAUUUUUUUUUUUUUGCACUUAUUCCACUAGGGUCUGUUAUUUUUGACAACUGUGUGGUCACACUGACACCAAAAUCAUAUUUGUAGCAAAGUAUAUAAAUAUAUAUAAAAAAAUAUAAACCACAUUAAUGAUAUUCUUGGCCUUUUGUUUGCUAAGAGUUACCCUCAUAUCCUGCGACACGGAUAGAAAUUCCAACAUUCCCUGUUAAUGUAAUUUAAAAUUAGUUUUGAUCCGCACUUGAAGUUGCAUGUUCUUGUAGCUUAUGUAUAAACCAUGACAACUGGAUGGCUUCUGCUAAUGAUCAAAAAUGUAUGGAUAUAUCUAGAGUGUCUGAAAGAAACUUUCAUUAGACGUUCAUGGCAUUAUCUUGGCAUCUGGGUUUACCAUGUUUUGAUACCAAGAGUGAGUUGAUUUGAAUUGGUGAUUCUUGCUCGUUCAGUCUGUUUCCAUAGAGUUGUAUCGCUCAGUUUUGAUAUAAAAAAGAGAAGGACAGACAUAUCACUCAUACAAAUGUGCUGCAGAAUUUUCUACAAAAUUGGAUACCGGUGUUAAGUGCAUGGAAUCUUUUUCAAAAUCACUUCACCUUCUUUUGUGAGAAAGGCCAAUUCAUUUCAACACAGUGUUCCUCACAUCCCAUGCCUACCAAAGCUAGAGAAGAUUGGGAUUGAAGUCAAUUCCUAGGGAUAAGGAUACCAAUUUUUUUCGUCUCCUUUCGCUAAAUGUCUUUUUUUUCGUUUGUGUCUCAUCAAAAAUCCCCGUUUCACCUGAAUACCUCAGUUAAUUGCAUGCAUCUUCUCUUUGUCUUUUUUUUGGUGCUAUGUUGUUGUAUUAAGCUUGAAUUUCUCAUCUUUUUUUGCACUGUAACUAUAAUACCUCUUUUAUUUGACUUUUAAAUUAGUUUGAAAUCUGUUUGAUUAGGUUGUCUUGUUUGUCAGCCAUCAAGUCGUCGAGGUGAAUUGCAUUGUGUCAUCCCUUCCCCUUUCCGUACUUGAUUAUUUUUCGAUGGUGUGAGUGUCGCCUGCGACUCUUUCAACAGCUAUUUGUGUAUGUCGGAUAAAAAUCUGUUUUGGAAUUCUAGGCUUAAAAAAAAAAGAUGAGAAUCAGUGCUUGUAGAGGUAAUCAGAUUGCACUCAUACGUUUAAAAAUACUGCCCAAGUCGCAUGAUCCCACAGUAAUACUUCUACCUCAAAGGACAAGUGUGUGCUCAGUGCACUGUGAGUACUGUACCACAUACAUCUUGUAUACAGUACACAACACUGAUUUAACAGUCAUAAUAAUUAAGUUGUAGUAUUAGUCUCAGUUGAAAAGGAACUUGGCUGUAUGUUUUCAUCUUAUGAAAACCAGUAUUGAUUUCUGCAGCUUCAAGGUGGAAUAUAGUUUCUCACAGGGUCAAUACAUUUGUCUACAGUUAAAUUGGAUAGAAAUGGAUGCAACAUACUGCACUUUGCUAUGUUUCCAGACUCUGGCUUGCAUCAAAUAUCUAUUAUCUAUGAUCUAAAUGCGUUGACUCAAGUAUACAUUUUAGGACAUAUGGCUGCUCCAAUUAUAGUCAGGCUAAAAUAAAAAAUACUUGUUGCUUCUGCAAUGUUCUCCACACUAGCUGUAGAAAUCUGUGACUUUAUUAGGUUCUUUUUUUAAAUUCAAAAUCCAGCCAGAAUUCACUCAAAUCAGUUAAUUUUUUUUUAAUAUUUUGGUAAAAAAAAAAAAGUCAUAAUCAUGACAGCUAGUGCCAGUAAAGGCUGUUAUGCAUAUUGUAGCCGGUCACACAAUAUAUGCAUCAAGUUUUUCACAAGUCUUAAGAGGAGAAACUGCAGAAAUGACAGACCAGUAUUAAGCUUGAUCUUAUUUCUCUCCUUGUCUUCAGACUUUGAAGCUAAAAAAAUAAGAUUCCUGUGGAAGUAAAUCUGACGAUUUUACCUGGAUAUUUUGAGCUAGUCCCUCUUACAAUGUGUGUAAUUUAAUAUAGGUCUGCAAUGAUUAUUCAGUUAUAAAUCCAUUACUAAAUUAAUCAUCAACUUCUUCAUAGUCAAAUAAUUGGUCUCAGUGUUUUGUCCUCUGUUUUUCAGCUUCUUAAAUGUGAAUAUUUUCUGGUUUCUUUGCUCCAUAUAACACGGUAUUCAUUAAAACUGUAUAUUUUAGGAUUGAGCAACACUGUUCGAGAAGGCAGGCAAAUUAAUAAUUUCCUGAACUAACCAAGAGUUAACAUAGUAAACAACCCCAUUUUAAUGCAGCAUGUUUAUAUACAGUGUCCAGCUUUUCCUACAGUACUUGAAUGCAACUGCCAGACUGGCUACCAAAGCAGAGGCUCAAUAACAACCUGGCACAGGAGUGCAACCUCACAUCAGCCCUCUACUGUAUAUUUACAUACAACACUUUUGUCUCCUGAUGUCGUGUAAAGCAGAAUGUUGCAUAUAGCACCUUUUUUCUAACACUUUAAAAAAAACAAAACUAAAAAAAACCUCCUCAGAAUGAAACUUAAGUACGCCGUUCUUCAGGUUUUGGAGUGCAAUCUGUCAUUACUUCAGGUAACUGACCCUCUGUAUUGACCUUUACACACAAACCCUCAACACUUAGUUGUGCUGUUUGAUAUGAUUGUGGAGGAUGUGGCCGCACGCACACACACUCAUGGUCAUUCGCUGGCUUAACACACUCGUAAUCAGUGAAAUGCCAGGAGCAACAGAGGGAGGGAUUACUAAAACAAGAAACAAAUGUGAAAUCGCUCAUAUGGUGCCACACCCACUCUAUUUUUUGUUUGCAUUAUGAAACUAAGGGUCACGCAUAAUCUUGUCAGCCACAGGUGAUGUCAGUAUCCAACAUAUGUUUUUCUUUUCUUUUUUCCUGUAUUUUAUUUUGAAAGCAACGGUGGUGGUGUGUUGGAGUGCUGAAGAUUAGGUAGUCCUGUGUUAUUCAGAACGGACUACAUGUUCUACUGGCAGAGUUGUUUUUUUUUUUUUUUCCUUUUUGUACAUGUAGCACAAUUGAGCAUUGCACUUGGGCACCAUACUUUACCUCACGUCAGAGUGCGAAAGAUGGAGGAUACAGAAGUGUGUAUAUGAUGAUGAUGCCGCCGCCGUCAUGUUAAAGAGGACUUGUGGUUCAGUGUUCCUUGCUGUUUCAAUUGCUGGUACACACAGCCCUGUUUUAAAUGGAUAUGAGAGAAGGGGGGGUACAUAUAUGCCUGCAUGUUGACAUCUGAAAAAUACACUGAAAAAAAAAAUCUUUGAAAUUUGGGGGUAAAAAUUCUGACUGACAUCCUGCCUUAAACAUGUUUGGAACACUCUUUGGACUACUAUUGAUAUGGAUCAGUCAGUCCGGCAAAACUCCCAGCCUGUAUUCUUCUCCCUUGGUUCACCUUUAUUUGGAACUCAAAGGAAAAAUCCACUCAAAUACUGGAAUCGAUUUAGGGAGAGCGAUUAAUCAGGCCAAUAUUUGGCUUUGUUUUUUUUUUUAAAAAAAGAACGUCGACUGAUUAUUUUAUUUAUAUGCCAGUUAUUGCAAAUCGUACAGUUUUGCCCUCAGACACUUGGUAAACGUUAAGUCACUAACUUCAUCCUAUUUUUUUCCAAUGCAAGAAAACUAUAGUAUAUGCACCCACAAAAACGUAUAAAUUAUAGAAAAACCCAGAUGUGUCAACUUCUAAUUAUGACUGCAGACGUCAAAGCUAAAAUACCUAUCUCCCAGUUGUUUUGGAGCCUUUUAGUGGCUCGUAGUUGUCUUCAUUGGGCAAACGUCUAGACAAAUAUUUCCCCUGGUCUCCUCUCUCUCCUCGUCUGAAGCCUUUUUAGUCAAAGAACUGUCUAUUUCUACCGUAGACAUGUUGCUAUGCUGUUGGUGUACACCAAAGCAGCAUAACUGUCGAUUUGUGAUGUCAGGAAACUUGCACUAAACAGCCGGUUGUGAGUUUUAGGCAGGAGUGUUUAAUUGUUGUGCUCGUCACUUGAACACAGGAAAUAAAGCCCAUUUGAAGGCAGCAUAUUUAUCUGCAGGGUCAAAUAUUUCUAACAAGUCCUCGAAUGCAACUGUAGGAACAGCCAACAAAACAGAAGCUUGAUCAGCUGUGUAUUUAACAUGCCUGAUAUUUUCAAGAGGUUUUAGUUUUUUUUAACCUUUUUCAGAACAGAAGUAAUGUGGCCAAAAUGGAACUCAGCCCUAAUGUGUGUUCCUUUUGUAUACAAACAUGAUAUCACAACUAUUAGUGAGAUUUAUUGUUCAACACUGUCUCCUUUUUUGGAAUCCCAAAAUCUAUUUUACAGAAAGUUUUAGUAGACUGACGCUUCAAAACAAGACCCAGCCUCAAAUGUAUAUGACGCACAGUAGCUCUUUUACAAGUCAGGAGCGCACACUGCCAUCUCACCUCAUAAAAAUCUACGCCUGUUUCAGUCUCCGUCAUCUGAAGAAUGUUCUUAAGCCGUUUCUUGCUGUUUCACAGCCUUUUUCUGGCUGCAAGCGCAAGUUUGUGUCACUCGCUCUCCCACGCCAAAUUCCAUCGAGAAAAUGAGUGCUUUUUACAUCAAGACACAGGAGCUGUUGAUCCAUGUUCAAACGUGUUGUUUUAUAACUUAUGUCAGUGAUAAAAACUUGUGUAAAAAAGGCAGCAUUAGACCAACAGCUCCUGUAUCCCUGUGAACUUAAAAAAAAUAAUAAUUGCUCUAUAGACUUUGGUGCUGGAAAGCGAAUGGUUUACAAAGAGACACAAACUUCACUUUCCAGUCAGAAAAGGCUGCGAUAAAGCAGCAAACACACUUUAAAGAUAUCACAGACUUCAACAAGAAUAGAUUUUAUUAGAUGAGCCUUUUGUGAAGUGACUGGAAAUUAGUUUUUCCUUGAUUUAAUGCGUGUAGUCAUGUUUCUAGUGAGAGUGAGCAUGUGUCGGAACCUCAAAUAAAAAAAAACAAAACAACUAUUCCUAUGCAGAAUAAUAGACCUGAAUUUCUUGACAGAAAAACAUUUACAAAUAUAAACGUCCUUUAUAAGCUAUAUGAAGAACAGCACAGCUUUAUGCAGUAAUUAUAAGCAUAUUAGUCAUUUACUGUAUUUCUUCUGCCUGCAUUGAAUUUAACCCUAACCCUGUUUAUCCAAUGAUUUUGUGUUUUAAGCCACUUUAAAAGCUGAUUAGUAUCAAAGGGACAUGGUCUAUGGAGAGAUUUAGCUGUACGUUCAGUCAGUUACUGAUCUUAAAUUAGCUUUUCAUCUUCCAGUGUUUAAUGUUAUUUAAAGUUAUCUGUUGACAGCUGUUGGCUGCCAGCCAUUUUCAGAGCAGUGGUCGAAUUGACGUCUGUAGCAGUCAAUGGCAGCCGAUGAGUUAAAAAAAAAAAAACUACUACUACUACUUUGAUUGAGAGGCUGUUAAGACUGUCCAACAGUCUCCACAGCAGUGUAUUUGGGUGGAUUUUUCCUUUACGGAUCAGUCACACUGUGUGAAUGAUGCCGAAGAGACGGUAGGAUCGGGGUGGGAGGAGAAAUAUCAGUGUCCUAAUGCCAGCACGGAGAACUGACGGAGACUUUUUCUCACGCAGAACACCAGCAGAGCGGAGCUAAACUGAACCAGUGAUGGACUGUUGUCAGGAUAUGAGGAAUUAUGGGCCAUUACAACCUGCAGCAAAUGUUUAAGGGACAUAGAAUAAUAUGGAAUAGUUAAUGAACUACUCACUCAUACUGUAAUACCGUGCUGCAGUGGUUUGCGGUCUGCACCUUAUGGAUCACAAAUACCUUUGAAUUUUGUUUUUCUCUUCUUUUUUAAAAAAUAAUUGUAGCCCUGUAUAUCUACAAUAAAAGUAAUGGUAUGGUCAUUGAA
This is a messenger RNA of Solea senegalensis (Senegalese sole), 12524 nucleotides long. It is a transcript of the gene dicer1, whose product is annotated as dicer 1, ribonuclease type III. The coding region runs from base 371 to 6070 and encodes 1899 amino acids. Gene Ontology annotation, biological process: apoptotic DNA fragmentation; siRNA processing; pre-miRNA processing. The transcript has 30 exons. Gene Ontology annotation, molecular function: ribonuclease III activity; protein binding; RNA binding. Gene Ontology annotation, cellular component: cytoplasm; RISC complex; nucleus. NCBI's taxonomy places the organism in Eukaryota, Metazoa, Chordata, Actinopteri, Pleuronectiformes, Soleidae. The record is from RefSeq and is a predicted model, not a curated record.